Molecule: messenger RNA, 901 nt
Organism: Paramecium sonneborni
Lineage: Eukaryota; Ciliophora; Oligohymenophorea; Peniculida; Parameciidae
Source: the annotation of a GenBank genome assembly
AUGUAAGGAACAUUAAUCAUAAGACCAUUUAGAGCAAACUUGAAAAGAGAUACUGAAAUAUUUGGAAAGAUGGUAACCUAAUAAAUUAAUUCAUUUAUUAGGAUCCAUUUGUAAUUGUUAAAAUGGGAAAUUAAAAAUAAAAUACAUCUGUUGCUAAUGAAGCUGGUAAAACACCUGUUUGGAAUGAUGUUAUUACUUAUAGAAAGACAUAUGAAAAUGUGAUUGAUUUUGAAGUUUGGGAUGUAAAUCAAUAAUAUAUUAUUUAGUAUGAUUAAGCUUCAAAAAAUGAUAUGAUUGGUUAAGCAUCCUUUCCUAUUGCAUAAGUUGAAUAAACAAGACAAUUUUAAGGAGCAAUACCUUUGAUGUAUAAAGGAAAACCUGCUGGAGAAUUAAGCGUUAUAAUUGAAUUUAAGCCAGAUGGUUAACCAUAAGGCUACCCACCUUAACCUUAAUAAUUUGGCAUUCCAGGUUAACCAGGUUAUCCUCCUUAAUAAGGAUAUCCUCCUUAAUAAGGAUAUCCACCAUAAUAAGGUUAUCCUCCAUAAUAAGGUUAUCCUCCAUAAUAAGGUUAUCCUCCAUAAUAAGGGUAUCCACCUUAACCAGGUUAUCCACCUUAACCAGGAUAUCCUCCUUAACCAGGAUAUCCUCAUCCAUAACCUGGCUAUCCACCUUAAUAGAUUGCUGUAAUAUAAAUUAAAUUUAACCCCAAUUGUCAUGAGUAAUUAAAUUAUUUUUAAGUGUAGUUGUCAUGGAACUGGUAAAGUUUAUAAAAAGGGAAAACAAAAAUAUUGUAAGGACUGUUAUAAACAUGCAGGCAUAUGUCCUAAAUGUGGUGGAACUGGUUAUAAUCAGAAAAAAGGCAAAGUUUGUAAAUGCAAAAAAUGAAAAUUUAUAAAUAUAA